This is a messenger RNA of Suncus etruscus (white-toothed pygmy shrew), 2303 nucleotides long. Its product is annotated as ribonucleoprotein PTB-binding 1-like. The record is from RefSeq and is a predicted model, not a curated record. Lineage: Eukaryota; Metazoa; Chordata; Mammalia; Eulipotyphla; Soricidae.
AUGGAGAUAUUUGAAAGCAUGAGAAGCCACCAGUGUGAGAAAUGUAUUGACCUGUUGUCACCAAAUGGCGGCCGACGUGCCCGUUACUCAUCGCCCCCGCCGAGGCCCUGCGCCGGGGGCACUCAGCCGUGCACAUGUCCACCUCUGCCAGGUCGCUAUGGCCAGGACGGGCAGCUGAUUUUCACGGUGCUGGAGUUCGAGAAGACAGCCACAGCCGAGGAGGUUCAGCAGCAGGCAGACGGCCUGGCGCUGGGAGGCGGCCACUUGCGAGUGUCCUUCGCCCCGGGACCCCCAGGCCGCAGCAUGCUAGCAGCGCUCAUUGCUGCCCAGGCUACGGAUCUGGACCGGGGCAAAGGGCUCCUUCCUGACCCCAACCUUUUGCAGCUGCUCAAGAACCACCCCUCGGCCUCGCUGCAGCUGCUGCUGAACCCCCUGCUGCAGGGCGGUGCAGGGGGUAAGCAGGGCCUCCUGGGUGCACCCCCCACUGUGCCGCUGCUCAACAGCCCCGCACUGUCCACAGCUCUGCUGCAGCUGGCCCUGCAGGCCCAGAGCCAGAAGAAGCCGGGGAUCCUGGGAGAUUCACCUCUUGGCUCCCUUUACCCCGGGGCCCCACCGGCACCCCCACUCCUGGGCGAUGUCCCUGCAGGGGGGGGGCUGUCCCCCAAGCUGUCAAGGCGAGGAGGCAGACCGCCACCCCUGCUGCAGCCUCUGCUUGGCCCCUCCGGAGGUGACCAGGACGGUCUGGGCUUGGGCCCCCCAAACACCCAGCUCACUCCACCCCCUGCCCCGAUGGGGGUUCGGGGCUCCAGCCUCCGAGGUGUCCAGAAAGACAGCACGCCUCUAUCGACUCCUUCUGGGGUGUCCCUGCUGGGGGAGCCCCCUAAGGACUUUAGGAUCCCCCUGAGUCCCUACCUGAACCUACAGAGCCUGCUCCCAGCCAGCAGCCUGGCUGGUAAGGAGGCCCAGGACUGGGAGGGCCCUGGGAGAAGUGGCCGUGCAGUCGAGGGGCCCCCACCCAACCUUGCAGCCCCAGGCAGCAGCGGUAGCAAGGCCUUCCCUCUGCGGGGCCUCCUGCAUCCCGAGCCAUGCCUGCCCGACAGCUUUGGCAUCCACUACACCCCAGAUGUGGCACCCCGGCGAUUUUUUUCUCACUCACGGGAGCCGGUUCCCGCCCCCCCUGGGCACAGCUGCCUCAAAAUGUCACCCCCACACAGUGGCUUCAGGGAACUGAGCUCUGGGGGCCCCCUCCCCCAUUUCUACUCGGGGUCCGCCACGUCCUACUUCACCAGUGGCCUGCAGGCUGGUCUCAGGCAGAGCAACCUGAACAAGGCCUUGGUCUCCUCCCCGCUGGGCAUGGGUGAAGCACUCCUGGGGAUCAGCCCUGGGCACAAUGGCCACAGCCAUCUGCUGAAGUCCCCACUGGGUGGCCAGAAACGCAGCUUCUCUCACCUUCUGCCGUCACCAGAGCCCAGCCCUGAGGGCAAAUACGUGGGCCAGCAUUUUCAGGGCCUGGGCGGCCACUAUGCCGACUCCUACCUGAAGCGCAAGAGGAUUUUCUGAGCUGCUGGCUCCCCACAGAGCUCCGCUUUGUUGGUUUCUGGGCUUGCAUUUGGGGAUUUUAUUUUAUUUUUCAUUUUUAAAUCAUUCCUCCUGGCGCUAAUAGAAGACCCAGAAAAGACUGACCGAAAACAUUGUGGAGCCCCAGGAUUGCAGGGGCACCCAGCUUCCCCCUGCAGCCUUAGUGGGGAGGGGUCUGGUGCGUGCUCUGCCCUCCCUCUGCAUCUGCUUGUGUAUGUCCGUCUGUCUCCCAUCCGUCUGGCCAUCCGUCCAGGAGUCUUUCCUGCCUCAUUACUCCUGUCUCUUGGCCUUUCGAGUGCCUUGGAGGUUUCCCCUGACCUCCCGUGAGGAUCAGAGACUGUGUCCCCCACCCCACACACACACUUUUUUAACUUUCGUCAAUGACUUUCUUUUCUAGAGUUGAAGACUCCUCUUUUCUUUAUUUUGUAAACAAUCUAGGCCGCCCUGCUUCUGACUCCUUCAAGGCACCCCACAUUAUUUGGGGGUGCCCUGGGCCACAUUGACGGUUACAGGUGCACCCUGCCUGGCCAUGGUUCCCCGUGGCUACAGCCCUGGCAUGAAUUUGUCCUGGCAGCCGCCUGGUGCCAGCCUGAAACAAUCCUCCCCCCCCCACUUCCUGCCACAGUCCCCCUGAUCUGAUGAUGCCUUAAAGCCACGGGCCUGGACCCUGGCCAGAGCCUCUCAGGAACUCCAGGAGCUUGACUAGGGACCAAACAGCUCUGGUU